AUGUGUGCAUGCUGCUGUCCUUGGUGAGCUUUUUCUUAAUGUUUUUAAAGAAGGAAAAAAAGAAAAAAAAUAGGAAAAAUUGGUGGAGGUUUAUUCAGCCUUUGGUAGGAAUUAUUACGGUCGUUUUGGGGACCGUGAGGUCUGAAAAUAGUUUACUGUGUACCCAGAAAUGCGGAAUAAAAAAUGUUUGUUAUUUUUACUUUAAAAGUGUUAAAGAACCGAAAAUUCGCGCUUUCGAAGUUACAAAAAGUAUUUUGAAAAAUAGAAGGGAAUGGUUGGUGGAAACUGUCGUUGCCACAAAUUUCAUGGGCAGCAUGGACCCGUUGAAAUAAAUUCCUGUUCAAAAAAACGCUUGCUGGACAUUAUCAGAGCUCAAAAAAAUUUUUAACAAGGAAGAGUCGAAAAAAAUCCUUUGUUUUUGGGAAGUAAGAUUGGAAAAAAAUUAAAACAGAAUGUUAUUUCUCAAUGGAAAAAUUCGUGUUUUUUUAGGUUUGUUAAAUCAUAAAUUUUUGUUCAAUUCAUCCCUUGAAUGUUCUAUCUUUGAUAUUACACUUUUGUAACUUUCUCAAUUUUUUCAGGUUAGAAAUGAGCCACAUAAAUAAUUCUUGUUCUACAAAAACCGGUUGCUGAUUUAAUUUUUUCCGUUUCAUGAUGACACGUUGUUGACUUUUGAGCUUAUCAACUGAAAUCAUUAUUGACUCGAAACAAUAAAUUUAAAUUUUGAGUGGAAAUCAUGCUGACGCUGAUGAAAUUGAUAAAAUUAAAGGUUGACUUCUGCAAUUUUUUCGGGUUUUUGAGAUGAAAAUAAGUCUGAUCAUCUUCCAUCCGAAAAAUGGAAUUCUCCAAUUACUUUCAAAAUGUCCUAGGAUCUCUUAGAAAGGUUUUUUACUUGAAAUUCUUCCCGAAAACUUUUUUAGACUUGUACGAUAUUUUUUGCAGGCGUUCAAGAAAGAAAUAACUCUGUUUGGAUUUUCCUCAUUUUUUUGAAAUUAACAACACCACUUUGAAAAAAAAAUACUUAAAGCAUCCCCAAAUUUUCUACGAAUAUUUUUCGGGGGAAAGAUUUUUGGAGGAAGGCAAUUUCCCAUCGAAUGACAGCCGAAGCAAGAAUUAUCAGAUUAUCAAAAUCAUUACACCUAAUUGCCUGAUCAAAUCCGAAAUAAGCAGCUUUUCGCCUACUCCACCAAAAUCAAAUCCCAAAUUCACACGUCAAAACAGCAUCGCGUCAAAAUAUUCAUCAACAUAUACGCAAAAUGUCGACGACCAUUCCAUCUGACUCACCGCGCCGCCAUUUCAAAUUCCCAUUUACGCGCCAAUCCUAUUCGUUCGAAUUUUCAACCGGCCCAACCCAUUGUUUUGGUCUUUUACCACCGUUUUGGUAAGGUUUUUUUUUUGGUAUUCUAAUUUCUUACACUGUUUUCAAACGCGUUUGAGUGGAAAAAAAACGAAAAAAUUUGUUUUAAGUGAAAGUUGAGUUGAUAAGGGGUAUUUUCUUGCUUAAUUUUCCUUGUUUAAAGUGUUUUUUUUUUCUGAUGAACUUGAUUCUGAAACUUGUUAGGUAGGCUUCAAAAAAGACUUACCAUUAUAGGCUGUGUACCACGGCUUGGAAUUUCACCAAACGACAUUCCGCUGUGCCGCUGCGCGCCUUUGCGAACCUUGGCCGCGCUUUUAAUUUUUUUAAAAUUUUAUUAAGGUACUCUACCUUCAUGUGCUCCCACAGCAAUAACAAACACUUGGAAGCGCGGCCUAGAUUCGAAAGACGCUUCGCAAACGCGCUCAGCGGAACAGCGGAAUGUCGUUCCGUGAAAUUUCAAUUCGUGGCCCACAGACUAUAUUCUCAAAGUUUCCGGGUAAUCCUGACAACUAGAAACUUAAAAAUAUGCAAAUUUUUUCCUUUAAUUGCAAAUUUCCUAAGUUACCUUUCGAUUGCAAAAGUUUUAUGGUUUUCAAUCGGAUUCUUUCUUUCCAAUUCAAGCUAAAAAAAUACAAAAGCUCUAAGACUUUUAGUUUUCUGAAUAUUUCACUCCGGAGAAAUUCGAUGAACACCUUUUUCACCCUUUAGUGAGUAAACUCAAAACUUUGCAACUGUAUAGACCCUGCAAACUACUUUUCAAAUCGGCCAUAAAAUCUUUCUUUCCCAAAAAAACAGCUCAGAAAUUAAUGGCUCAUGCUGAUAGUAAAAAGCGGUGCCUACAAAAAAGCGCGGUCCAUAAGAUUGCGUAAGUUUAAAAUUGUGCAUCCAGUGGAAAAACCAACUGAGCGGCGCUCAAAAGGGCGGUUUCACACGGACCACCAUAAAAGGCAUGAUAUGAGGUUAACAAUCGGCAAUUACAAAAGAAGGUGGGCGGGCAGGUAAAAGAAUGUAAAUAGAGGCGGUCCAGAAAGAACUCGGAUCAUUUUUGGUCUAUUUCAGAGCCUGGUGCAGUCCUUUCACCGCUGGCUUAACAUUUUCUUUAAAUUACUCCUGCUUUUUUUCCCUUUGUACCGGGUGAGAGGCGUUAACGAUCCAAGUUGAUUAGCCGAGGUCCCAUCCUGCAAUCAGUGAAGAUAAAUGGACCGGCUCAAGUGACAAAUCGGUCCUUGUGUGAGAUGCUGGGAACUAGGAAACCGUGGUAAUCCCUCUACCAACAUUUCUGGAAACCUUUGCUCUCGGAGGGGAUCGAACUUGUGACCCUUCCGACCUUAGAAAAGAACUUAAUCUAUUGCGCUACGCCGUGCCUGAUUUAUAGUAUGAUUACGACUACCAAAAAAUGCACCGGAAAAGGUAGAGGCUUCUUUAUUGACUCAAGACAACAGUGAAGUAUUCUUCUUUUGAAAGUCCACAUUUUUAACAUAGAACAGGGUUUUUGGUAUUUCUGAGGCGCAGAAGUUUUUAAACUUAAAAAAAAUUAGAAGACUUUUCUGUUUGAAAUUCGCCUCCAUCUCUUUUUGUUCUUCGAGAAUGGUAGAUCAACUAUUGAAUGGUACAGUUUUUGAAAGAAACUCCAAAAAUCCCACACUCUAGUCUUUCAAGUGCUGAAGUGCCCUAAAAACCUCACUAGGUAACAUUUGGGACCUCUUGAUUCCAGAACAAGUAGAGAAUCUCUUGCAAUAGAUCUCGUUUUUGAGUUAGGACGCUUUGAAUGCUCAGAAUAACUUUUUUUGUCAUAAUAAAAUUCCCUGGUCAAGAAAAAAAUUUCAAUCAGACGAUGAAUAAAGAUAAUUUCCAGAGGAACACCUAUUUGGUGUCUCAUUUGGAUAUUCCGCAUGAAACACUUGGAUGACCUCCAAGUGUCUUGGCAGCCGCCUAUGUGUUCUUAUGUGUAUGUGUCCCAAUAUCUGUUGUCAUCACGCCGAUAUUGUCCUAUUUAUUUCUGCAUUUCGUUCCACGAAUUGACUUCGUCGCGCUGUUUUCUCUCCUUGACUGUACGCUAUACUCUAAUUUUCAGAUAAAUAGUCGAAGAUUUUCAGCAUUUAUCAAACAAAAAACGGUUAAUGACAGUUUUUUAUCAAUUUUCAGCCAAAAGCAAUUACAAAAACUGAUUUUUCGUCUCAUUUCUGUUUUUCACCGCUCCAAAUCCUCGCGCAAGGUCAAUGGACCCUUGAGUGGGCAAGAUCAAUUUUCUACUGUUCAGCCUCAAAUAGAAAGUAGUGAUCUGUAAUUUAACCUACUAUUUCAUCAUAGAUUGGUUUAUUUCAGUUUUCCGCUCAAAUUUUUUCAUUAUCAAGCCUUAAUGAACAAAAACAACAUUUUUUUGUUUUUCGGUUCUGUUUUGAAGUGCUGUUGAUAUCACUAGGUUGGCAAAUCCUUUUAGUUUCAGGUUGUACGGUUUUCGCAGCUUUUUUUAAAGGUUUAACAGGGGAGGUUAUUAUAUUUUUUUGUAAUUAAAAUAAGUGGCCAGGCAAUUUUUUUAAGUAUCAGAUGAAGAUCCCAAAACUCAACAUGCACAAUUUACCAGUUUUAGAGAAAUAAGGGCCUAUCGCCUCAAAACAGCCUAUUUUAAUGGUUUUUGAGGGGUUUCUUUGACUUUGAGGCGUCUUUUCCCAAAAAGAGACUCCAGAAUCUUGUUCUGGUACAUCAGAGAGUGUUUUGGCCGUUUUGCAGGAAAAUUUCCAGAGUGAAAUUACCUCCCUUGUAAGGCCCGGUGGAGCCAAAACUACAAUGAUUGCAGGAUUCUUUCAAAACUUACCAAAAAAACGAACUUUCUUUUCCACUUAGAGCGCAAAAGAUGCAAGGCAAGAUGGAGAAAAAAUGAGCUCAAAGUUUAUUUACAAUGAGCUUCUUCCUAUUUCCUAGUUAAUUUCCUCCCAAACAGCUGGACAUUCGUGAGAAACGCGCCGAACACUGUUUGAGCUCGGAGUCGGAGUCUUAACUCUUGCUUUCCGCGCAGAUUAUCCGCUGUCCAGCCGACCGUCCGACUGCUGUCUUCUCCACCUUCUUCUCCUUCUUUUUUGUCCGUUUUUCAACCCGCCAAUCUACGACUCGAAUCAUUGUUUUCGGUUCGCGCGUGCUUGUAUGUUUUUGGUGUUUGCUUUUUCUCGCGAGAUCCUCGGGCUCGUCUUGAGGGUUUGCGUUCAGCUGUGUUGUUUUGCUCGGAAUUAGCUAGUUUCGCGGUGAAACUGUGUUAUUUUAAGGGCGGCCAGAUGGCGGUAGAGAAAAUAAAAAAGAACUUUGUUCUGAGAGUUACAGUAUCACUUGUUUUUCCCUGAUAUCCAGCAAAAAAAUCAUAUGAUUAUGCAGAAAAAAAGAGUCGGAGUAUUUGUAGAAAGGUUCAUAUAUAAAUUCGUAUGAUAUUUAUUCAAAACUAGAGCUAGUACCGUGUGUUUUUUUUUCUAGAACUCAGGAUCUUCUUGAGUCGUUCCGUGCCUCAAUUGAAGAAGAGGAAGAUAUAAUCACUGUUUCAAAGUUCAAUUAGUUCAAUUAGCACUCAUUUUUCAAAAAAACAAAAAAUUGGAGCUUCCCUCUGUAGUUCUAAGAAAAUAAUGGGUUGUCUGAUAAGGUAUUUUUUUGAUCAAAAAGACGAAUUUCAUGAGAAAUUUUACUUAUUUUUUUGAGCAGAAUAAUGGAUAAAAGUAUUUCAGGGUUUUUCAAACUCUUGAGAAACGGAAAAAAGUAUGGCCGCCAAGCCCCCAAGUCUUGAAGAUCGAAAAAACAAGGCUCACCGUGACACAAAGAUUUUCCAACUAGACUCUUUUCUUCCUCGGCCCGCUAUUGUUUUUGACCUUUUUUGACUAACUUGUUCAUCCGACCUCUCGCGGCUCAACGCCCGUCUCACGUGGGUCGACGGUCGUCGGAACAAUAAACACGUGUAGCGCUUCUUAGCGCGCGUUAGCCGCUACGCUCUGAGUGCUCAGAUUCUUCGAGUGGUCACUGCCUGCUUCAGUUCCUUCUAUUUUUGUUUGAUUUGUUCUUUUUAAAGAUUUCGAGCUUUUUCUUGUUUUUUUCUUGUUGUAAAGAGUUGAGGAGUUAGUCCCGAAACGAGUUUAUUCAGCUUAUAAAAAGUUGAUUUGAAAAGCUGAAGCUCAAAGUGGCUGUCCAAUUAUCUUAUCAGGGUCUGUGAAAGUGUGAAAAAGGUUCAGAAGACACCAAAAAUCAAGCUUCGCGCCAUUCCCAACUUUUUCUUGCUUCUUAUGUAAUCCUAAGAAACUUUCGAGAACGAAAAAACAUUUUUUUGAAUCUUAGCCAGAAAACGGUUUUAAAAGUUUCAAGCUUGGUUUAUUUUUCCAAAUGCCUGUUUCAUAUGUUCUUCAUGUUGAAAAUUAUGUUAUUAAAAUUUUUGAUGAGAUUUUUCUCAAAAUUUUUUUCCUCUCACUCAAAUUGUUAAAUUCAAGGCUUUUCGGUGUUCUUACAAAAUCAGGAUAACUUUUUUGGAUAUGAGAUGUGCCGGUAACUGUAUUCCGGCUCGUAUUUGCCCAGCCGCCUUUUGAUCGUCGUCCGCCUCCGCCAUAGUGCAACUGACAAUACCGCCACUGCAGGGGGCUCUUUUCAAAUUCGAUUCAUGGUUUUGAUCUUUUUUUUUCUUUUCUCUACUUUCUUCUUGCUUUUUUUCAGUAAACAUACCCCUUUCAUAUUCUUCACCCUGCUCUUGAGGAUUGAUACUUUUCUUAUCAUUGGUUGGGGAAAAUUGAAAGACCUUUCGAUACAAAAAGAUAUUGUUUUGUUUUCUCCACAGUUUUAUCUUUUGCAAUCGCGUGACAUCUCCUACAAUUUCACAUAGAAAUUCAGCGCUUUCUGGUGAUUUUUUUCUGAUUUUUUUAAAGAUUUUUUUAGAUUAAGAAACGCCCUGCAUUUACUUUUUUUGAUUCUUAAAAAAACAAAAAAAUUUCAGCAACUUUCUACAAAGAAAAUUUCCAACAAGUUACCAUCAGGAUACUUCAAAAGUCAUAAUUUCUUAUAAUUUUGAAAGUGCGAGCAAAGUUUUGGUUUAGGAGGGCUUCGCAAUAGUCUUUGAGUAAACAAUGAACUUUUUUUCAGUUUCCUUGAUCUAAAUUUUGCAAAUAUGUCAAAUUCAUCCCAUUUUUGGUUUGAGGAGGUUUUUAGGAGACUUUAACGAGUAUAUCUACAAAAACUAAGCUCAAAUCGAGUAUCCUUUCUCAAUGAACAUGUCUUGAAAAGAAAAAAACAAAAUCUCCUCGCUUUCAUCAUUUCCUAAACUUUCGAAUCCUAAUCUCACAAACCCAUCUCGAUGCAUAUCGUUCAAAACUGCGGCUUCAUAAGCCACUUGAGAUGAGGAAGCCCAUUUGUACGUUUGUCCCUCGGCGGACCAGCGGCGUGGCGAAAAAUGUCUCAAAUGAGCUCUGGAACGCGUUUUGCAAGCGUGUAUUUGGUGAAGUGAUUGCUUUCGGCGUCAGGGCCCAACGAAUCGAAUUCGAAAGUGUAGCCCAUGACGCUUGAAGUGCCUCCUUUUUGCUGAGGUUUUUCCCGAUCGUUUCUUGUGUUUUGUCAGGAAAAGCCGUUGUCGCUUGUCCGUCGUCCCUUCCCCAAGCCAUUGUCCACCUCGUCCGCGUCACCGGAAACCCCUUUUUUCUGCGCGGUUUCGGAGCUUCACUUAGUGUUCUGACGCCUUUUUUAAUGGAGUGUAUGUCUGAAAGCAAUACCAAGUGGUUGAUAAUGUGAUAGUUCAGGAAAACUAGUUUUCAGAGAUGCUUGGAUCACUUGUUUUUAGAGAGAGGAUGUAACUUGUCGGCUAGAUUUAAAGUUGAAUCUUUUUUUCAACUCGAGUGCCUGUUUGAGAUUGUUAUAAAUUAGUUUAGGAUAAAAUUUCAUUUUCAGAAGUCAGAAAAACCAACGGCUCUGUUGAAAUUAUUUGAUGUCUGGAUGAAUAAAAAAAAAUGUUUUAAAAGUUUUUCCGUUACAAAGUUAUCCAGAAGAUUCGUAGCUUUCUGACCCCCGAGAGAAAUGGAAAAAAACUUUCUAUUUGAAUUUUCUAUUACUUAUUUUUCAUUGAAACCAUGCUAUGUCUUUUUUUAAUUUCUAAACGUGAUCUUCAAUCAUGCGGGGCAAAAAAACCAAGGAAAUAUGAGCUCUUCCAGCUUCAAUUAAGGUGUUCUUCUGUUCCACAUGAUUUCUGCACAAGUUCACAAUCCGAAUUCAUAGUAAUUUGAAGCCAUUUCUCGUUCAACAUAAGAAGAACAUCAUGGAAAAAUUAUAUUUGAUUUUUUUUGAAUCUUUCUUCUCAAAUUUAGGUGACGAAAGGUUUCACAAUUUUUCUAGAACCUUGCUCUUCAAACUUGUUCAUCAAGUUUAUUUAUUUCUUGUUUGGAACUUCCCAGAUCCAACUAAACAGUCAGACUAGUUAUUGAUCUCUUGAAGUGAUAAACUCAACGUUGCACUUCUUAUCAACAGUAAGGUGAAUUCCUUGGCCGUUACGUGUCGCGAUAAGAACCCCUACCAUACUGAAUAAGAUUUCUCCUACAAUGAGCUCAACUUCCAGCAUGGCGGCCGACGUCCUAUCCCCCGGCUUCUGGGAGAUCGGCCACUACAAACAUAACGUUCGCAGGAUCAAGGUGAUUUCUUUCGAGUUUUUUUGUGGGUUAAAAAAAGUGACAUGAGUGGAGAAAUUUUUUUGACAUUUCAAUUUGAAUUGAUGCUAUGAUGUUAGAUAAAAAAAUUCAAAAAAAGCUCUGCAUUUUUCUCCAACUUUAAGAUUUGUGGGCUCGAGUAUUUUUUUAAACUUUCUCUUAGGUAUUGAAAAAUUUGCAUCACUGAAAAAAAUUAUGAACCGUCAAAAAAAGUUUUUCAUGAAAAUGAAUGAUCAAAUGACCGGAUAGCAAUGUUAAGAUAAUAUUUUUUUCCAUAAGUCUGCUUUUUUUAUUUUUAUAUUAGAUUAGAUAAAAAAAUGCCAACUGUUGGUUUUUCUGACUCAUUGUCAAGUUAACAAUCUUUGAGAGCUCUUCAAUUUUCUCGGAAUAACAAAAUAGAAAAAAUUUCGUGAAUCAUCUCCGUCGGGGCUCUUAUCUUAUUGAAAAGACUGAACUGCUGAUCUUCUGACUCAUAACUUUUUUUUUCUAAGUUAUCAGAAACUGAAAAAACCAACGCAUUUCGAUCAUUUUCAAUAGAAGUAUCAUUCAGGAUGGCAUCGACCAGCUGGACGAGUAUGCGAAAAUGGUGCGGGAACGGGCAGAAAUCGAGGCCAAAUACACCAAAAUGUUGCAGCAACAUUCGGAAAAAUGGCGGUCCUAUGUCAGAUUUUAUCUCAUAUUCAAUUUCUCGAACAUCUAGAGGCCGUGAGAUCAUGUAAAAAAAUUUUCCUGGAAGCUCCGCUUUUUGAAGUGCAAGCGACUUGAAACGAUUUGCGCAUGAACUCAUUCAAAGUAUCUAGAGAAGCUGUUUGAAUUUAUGUUCAACGUCAUUCCACUUACGACCAUGAUGAAUAAGACAAGCCAAAAUUAACCUAAAACUUAGUAUUUAAAAUUCUGAUUUUUUCAUGAAUUUCAGGUGGAUCGGACGAUUCCUGCCGGAACGGUCAAAACUGUUUGGAAUGACUUGGUCGGCGAAGCUUCUACUCUUUCGAAAAUCCAUAAUAAUGUCAAAGAUCAACUGGUUAACACGGUAAAACCCUGAGAGCCCGCGAAAAAUUAAAAAUUGAUCGAUUUCAGAUCGUCAGAGAGACCGCCGAGUACCGGAAGAACAACCUGCACACUUCGAUUUUAAAAGGACCAAAGGAGAUUCGGGAGAUCGAAGAUGGAUUUGAGAAGGUCAGGCUCAAAUAACUUAUGGUGAUCUAAAAAAAGAUAGUCCUUUAAAAAUCUCCUCCUGAUCAUUCGAGUUUUUCCUCACAAUUAUUUUUACUGAAAAAGUGACAACAAACUUUUUGAGCAUGUUUUUUUCAAUUUUUCCUUUGAAAAUUUAAGAUUUUUCUCAUUAUUAAAAUAUCCCCUGAACGGCCUGAAAAGCUUUUGAACUUAUAUUUUCAGAGCAUUCUCUAUUUAAACCAUUAAACAACGCCAUUAGUAUGGCAAAUAGGAAAAGCAGAAGCUGACUGUUUGUAUAUGAGAUGCCCGGAGCCCAGAAUGCAAUUUCCAGCGGCUCGCGCUGUCUUAUCGUUGCAUUGCGGUCUCCGCAGGUGUACGAGCGAGUUCGCGUAAAGUGGUGUGCCUUGAGGCUUAGGCUUCAGUCGCUAGAAACGGCCCUUGUGCAAAAUGGUUCUGAAGAAAAUUUUUAGAUUUUUUCGAUACGAUCAGGCUGAUAAAGAAAAAAAAAUGAAUUUUUUAUUUGAUAUCCAAAAUAAUAACAAAAACGAGCCCGGCCAUUAUAAUGAGAAGUGCAGAAUUUUUUACAAGCCCCCCCCCCCAAACUUAAAAUCAAUGCGAAAAAGAAAAAGAACUUUUGGAAACAGCAAAAUGAUGUUCAGAAUAUUUGCUGAGAGACAAAAAAUGGUCUUUUUUUGACUAAUUAGCGUUUGAAAUCAUUUUCUCUUAAGUUUUUGACAUCGAUAGAUUUUUUCUUUGCCCUUGAAAACCUCACAAAAUUGUUUCAGGCACAAAAGCCAUGGAAAAAGAAGUACGACAAGAUGGACGACAAACGGAAGGCUUAUUACUCGGCUUGUAGACAGGAAAAAUCUGCUUUAGUCAACUUACAAAAUUGCCAGGUACAUUAUUAUCCCAUUAUUCAAGUUUUCCAAGAAGUUAUUUCAGGCCGACACUUCAGUUUCACAAGACGGAGCUUCGAAAUUCCGCGAGCGGCAUGAAAAAAUGAAGGAGGAGGUCCAGAAGACGAAGAUCGAAUAUGAGAAGGCUCUUACCUCACUUAACGAGUACAGGUAAUUUUUGUGAUUAAUAAAUUUUCAAAGCCGCCAAAAUGGCUCAGAAAGUCACAGGCUUUUGUUUUUUGGCCAUAAGAAACCGAGUUUCAAUUUCAGCCAAGCUGUCGAACUCAUGACAAAUAUUUCAAAACGCCAAAAAUUGCAAGUAGUUUCUGGUCGGGCGCGCUCAUAAAUGUUGCUUUUAUAUCCUUAAAUCGUUUUUGAAAAUUGAGAUUUUUUGAAUGUAUCCACUUUUCUGAGUUUCAAUUAGUGUUUUCCAGAAGCGUCUAUGAAGAAGCCAUGGCUCACGUCUUCAAAGCUUGCCAGGAGAAGGAACUUCAACGAUGCCAAUUUUUCAUCGAAAUCUUCAAAGGAACCCAACAGUUCUUGGCCGAUCUUGUCCGUAACAAUCAGUGAGUUAUUUUUGCAGAUUCUUAUCUCUCACAUGAUAUAAAUUUUGGACCAGCGAAAGAAGAAUUAAUCUUCGUUCUGAUUUGUGAGAAUAACAUGAAAACAGAUGACAAAAGGGCAAAAAUUAAUUCUCUCGUAUGGUCUGUUUGCAGGAGAGAAAAGUUUGGACCAUUGUUUGAAAGUUUUACUCUUGUCUUGGCGGAUGGUUGUUUGAUCUUUGGAAAGUAAUGAGCUUGAAAUCAAAAGGAAAUAUUAAUAAUAGUCAAUUUCCAGUCAAAGCGCUCAUCUUCUGAUAAUCCUUCACUUUCAGAAUUUCCGGCCUUCAUCAGCAGUUGGAACAAACUUUGAGAGGUUCCGACACAGAAUCUCUGAAACGAGACUUGCAUCAGUGGUCCCUGGUGAACGGCGUCGAAUCCCACGCCGACUGGCCUGUUUUUGUGGUACGUCCGUUGUGAUUUUUCAUUUCCAAACUAUGGUUCAUGUCUUUCCGCAAGUUGUUUUGUCACCCAAAAUACAGUAUCCGAUUUCCUUGAAAGCCCUGUUUUUCAUCUCGGGUACAAAGAUUGGACGAUGUGGUUGCGUCAGAUAUCGUUGAAAUGAUCGAGGGCUGCAAAAAAAAAAGUGGUUGAGAUGUUUGUACAUUGCUCCAAGCGACAGAAAAAUUUUAAACUUACUGGUCUCAGAAAUAACGAUAGAUUUUGGGUCAGAGAGGCAGUUGGAAGUAAAAUUACUGGAGAGAAAAACGGAUAUCAUAUCCAAAAAAAAUUUAAAAAGUGAUAAUUUAUUUUGGUAAAUAUUUUCGAAGGUUUGACCUCUUUUCAAGCCAGCACUGAUGGUAUUACUUUCAAAAUAUUUAGGAGUACUCACCGGAGAUCCGAAACAUCGCUGCAAAAGGUAGCGGAAAGGAUUCCGGAGGAGUGAUUCUCACGAGGCAAAUCACCAAAAACGAAGACAUCCCUGCUGUUCCUGGAACGGCUACUGUUGGAACCAACUUCGACCAAGGCAAAACUAGCCCCAAGGUUUAUCAAAAACUAUUUUAAAGCCUUUCAAGAAGAUAUUUUUAGAGUAGCAGUGAUUCUGACACCAACACCUUCGACAGCCGGAAAACUGGCCCUUCCAAGUACAAAAUGCAGCAGCCGCCUCAAGUGGUCACUAACUGGGAUCGAGGUGCUCUAAAUUUCGAAUACAAGUAUUGAGAUCAUAUUUUCAGGCCAACCAGCUCACGAUUCUCCUCCCUUAUCAGCUGCGACGCCAGAUUCGGCAAAAUACGGCGAUUUCGACGAUUUCCAGACCAGCAAACCGGCCACAGUUCUUUAUGAUUAUAAUCCGCUUGAAGGCGAUGAGAUUCAACUCCGCAAAGGUUUUGAAACUUCUGAGAGCUUAAUAUACAAGUAAAUUUGAAGGUGAAACGAUAGAAGUUCUCACAGAGCCAGAUUCUCUCGGUUGGUGCACGGGGCGCAAAAAUGGAACGGUGAGAAAAUUUUUGAGAUAACAUCCAGAAAUAUUCAAAAUGUCUCAGGUUUACAAUACCCUAUCUUCUGAGUUUUCUAUCCUAAAAAUUAAAAUUAGGAAGGUUAGAAACAUAAUCCUGUUAAAAGAAAAAAAAUAUAUUUUCUCGAUUUUUUUUGUCAAUUUCUAACGGAAAAUCCUGCAGAUUGGCCUGUUCCCAGCCAGCUACGUUCAAUGUGUUUGA
This is a messenger RNA of Caenorhabditis auriculariae, 12327 nucleotides long. Lineage: Eukaryota; Metazoa; Nematoda; Chromadorea; Rhabditida; Rhabditidae. The record is from the annotation of a GenBank genome assembly.